UUUAUUCUUGUUGGGCCUGAUGCGUGAAAGCUAGUAACUCAAACUCAAAGUAUUCUUUGCGGCUUUCAUUAUGGAGAACGAAGAUCAAGACGUAGUUUCUAUGGUUGAUGUAUUGCAGCAAGAUAAUGAACUUGAAGAAGAAGCUGCAGCAGUUCUUGGCGAUAGUGAUGAUAAAUGUUGCACAUACCCGAUGGGUUAUGUGAGCAGGCAAGCACUCUAUGCUUGCUUGACAUGCAGAGGCAAUCAAGAUUUCCUGGCUGGCAUCUGUUUAGCUUGCAGCUAUGAAUGCCAUGAAGGUCAUGAAUUUGUGGAGUUAUACACAAAGAGGAACUUCCGUUGUGACUGUGGGAAUUCAAAGUUUCCCAACUUGACGUGCAAGCUUUUCAAAAUUAAACAGCCAGUGAAUGCAGAAAACCAAUACAAUCACAAUUUCAUUGGUGCCUAUUGCACGUGCAAGAGACCCUACCCUGAUCCUGAUGAUUCAAUUGAGGAUGAGAUGAUCCAGUGUGUGGUUUGUGAAGAUUGGCUUCAUGGGAGGCAUCUUGGCUGUGCCAGUGUACCAGACAGUGAUGGCUACCAAGAAAUGGUGUGUGAGGCAUGCAUGGACAGAUGUAACUUUCUCUGGAACUAUAAUCUCCACAGUGUAGAAACAAAAGUUGUCAAAGAUGAAACCUCUUCUAACAUUGAUGUGACCACUAUGGAAGAGAAGGAACCUAGUUUGAUUGAAGCGACAGGUGGUCCAUCUGUUAAUAACCAUUCAGUGGAAACCAAGGAGGUAGCCUCAACAUCUUGUGAUAGUGUGACCAUGAACAAUGAAGCACAGACGGAAGGAACCGAUCCCCAGAUAUCAAUAGAUGCAGAGACAUCUGGUGUAGCUUCUUCUAACAACGUGUCAUCAGGAGUGGAAAGGAAAGGGGAUUUGUCAAGCAUUUCGUCCAUUACAGCAGUUCCUGGAUCAGAUGGUGUAUCAUCUUCGACAGACUCCAUGAAGACUCCUGAACAGGAUUCUGGUGCAGGAGAUGCUACAAGGACUGAUACCUGCCUGGAAAGCAGUAUAGCAAGCAGUGGUAAUGAUAGUGAUGCCGUUAAAGUGGAAUCAUCAGCUUCAACACCUACAACUCUGCCAUCAGCUGCAAAGGAUGAAGUCUCAACAUCCGAGACUGCUUCAUCAUCUUCAAAUUGUACAACGUUGCUGACUCCUAGUGAAAGAGAAGUUCAUACGGAAGAAAAUGUUGAGGUUUCCAAACAAGAUACUGCAGAGGAAGACAAGAACUUGAAAACUGAUGAUUGCAGACUUAAGCAACUUAGAAACAGAACAAUUGAAAGAAAUAAAGGUGCUGUUUUCUGGCCAAUGGGGUGGAGAACCAAGCUUUGUUCCUGUCCAGAAUGCAAGGCAAUGUAUGAGAGACUGAACGUGAGUUUCUUGCAAGACCCAACUGAUUCUGUAGCGGCAUAUGAAGAGAGGGGGAAAGGCAAACAUAAAAGGUCCCAAUACGAUCAAGGGAUGGAAGCACUUUCUAACAUGGACCGUGUCCAGCAAGGCGAGAUGAUGCAUGGCUACCGUGAUAUGAAGUCAGCCCUUAGUGAUUUUCUACGUAGCUUUGCUGAACAAGGAAAGGUGGUGACAGCCAGUGAUAUCCAGGAGUUCUAUGAAAGUCUGAACAGAAAAAGACAGAGAGUAGGAUCAGCAACGAGCAUGCAGUACAUGUGUCGCUGAAUGAAAUAAUCAUGGCGAGAAGACUGACCAAUGGGAUGAAUCAUAGUAAGAGGAAAUUCUGAGGUGAAAGGUCAGGAAUCUGUCAUGUAGCAGGUUUUGAUAUUCCAUGUUGAAAUAAAUACUUAGCCAGAAUGUGCUUUCAUGGUGAUUGUUCUACAUCUACAACUGAUUUAUGGUCUGUAAUUAUUACUUAUAAAAGGUAGUUCAGCUGUCAACUCAAAAGGCCACAUUUUUCAUGAAACAGAGGAGGCAGUUGCCUGACCAGUGCACACAGUUUUAUUAGUAAUAACUGGAUAAUGCCAUUUGUCUACACUCUACAUACCAACUUAUCCUACAAAAAAUGAACUAUGCUCCUUUUUAAAAAAAAUUCUGAAAAAUGUAUUGUGAGUUCAAUUGUUCUCAAAAUAAUCUUAGUGAUAGUUCUGUGCACAGUAAGCUAAUUGCAAGAAAUCACAUUAAUGAUUUUGAUAGAAAGGCUUCAAAAUUGUUAUUAAUAGUUCCACCAUCAGCAUCACUGACACAGAUUAGCACACAUGGGUAUGUGUAUUAUGACACAAGUUGAAGUAUACAUAAAAGAAUUGUUAACCUCACAAAAUGCCAUAAUAAAUUUUGCUAAUUUCUCAGUAAUUAUUACUUCCUUAUGGAAUCAUUGAGGUAACCCUGCUUAAGUCAAAGUGCGACUUAUAGACCACAGGUUAUUAUACUUUGAAUUUCUAUUUUCAUGACUCAACUCUUGUAUCUACCUUAAUUUAUGUUACAUUAUAGAGAGGAGCGUAAAUGAACAUGAAUUCAUAACUCGUCGGUGUCCAAAGUGGCUCAUUGAUUAACUUCUUAAAAUUUUCAAUUGUACAGUGCCCAUUUGUGUUCAAACAGUUAUGCCUGUAUUGCCUCUAUGGGUUCCUAGUAGAUAAAACUUUUUCAGUCUUACUUUAGAGGUAUGUGUGUUGUUUCCCUCACUAUCAUGGACAGAAUGUAUCAUGUAAAAACAAUAUAGAGGAAAACAGUCUUUGAUUAAAAAGAAAAUAUGAAAGCUGUGAAUUUCUUGAGUUUGUUAUUAAUCAAAAACAUUUUGAUAAUGUGUAUAUCCUCAUUCUAGUCCUUUCCACUUGAUGUAUGACUUCAGGAUGGACAUUCAUUUGGCUUACCCCCCCACCCACCAAAAAAUGACAAUAUGUGAAUAAAGAGAAAACAUUAUGGUAUUCAGAUGUAAAUUGUCUACUAUAUUUCUGAUGCUACUACACACAUGCGUGUGUAGUACUAACAGUUUGAACUAUAUAUCACAUUAUGAAGCAGCGUGGUAUGAUGCUGAUCCAUUCUCAUAGACAGCUGUGCCCAUGCAAGGAUCACAAGCUUGGAACUAAGAGUUAAGGUAGAACUCUAUAGAGUUUCACAAAGUGAACUGCCUGUGUUUUAGGAAUUGCAAUAGUGCAAAAGAUAUCAAAUUCUUCUGCAGACUUCAUGAAGAGGACAGUCACCUUUAGAAUUCUGUUUGCAUAUAUGGCAAACUGUUCGGCUGUUUGGAUGAUGACUUUUCUGGCACAGACAUCUCUAUAGACAGCAGCCUUUACAGUACCUCCAACAGCGUCAAUGACAUCCCUUCCAUGAUGGCUUUCAAAGAAGCUCCAGGUUACUUCAAGGGACCUUUCGAGAAGGGAAAAGCAAAAUCUGGACUUAAACUGGACAGUACAUCCGCCACUCCAGAAAUGGGCAUGCUUCUGGUCGUACUGAAAGGCACCAAACUUGUUGUGCUUUGUAUUAUCUGACACCAUGGUGUAGGUCUUGGCAUAUGUUGGUUCUUGGACUAUGUACCAGAAGCAUGCUGUGUAGAUGGAGAAAGAGUUGUGUCCAAAGUAUGCUGAUUGAAUCUCAUGUUGAUGUCUGUUUUCAUAGUUCUCACUGCAGUCGACUUGGAUAAGGACUUCAUUUUCCUCCCAGUGCUGAUGCUUGUAAGACAUUUCAGCAUGCUCUGUCAGUCGAUUUUAGUGAUGACGUUUGAAAUUAAGGAGCUGUUUCGUUUACCCUUGCUUUCUACCUGCACCUUUUAUAGUGUUUUCCUUUCUGCUUCUACCACUGGUAGUAGGUCAAAUCAUCCACCUUCUUCAGUGAAUCAAAGCAACUGGAUAAGGCUUAGAGACCAGGACAAGCAUCAAAUGUGCCAUCAACACAGUCUGUGUUUUGGGGGUUGCAUUGGUUGAGACUCAUUAGCAAAGCUUUUGAUGAAGUGGGGAGGCAAAAUUCCUUUGCAUUUACUGACUGGAUGAGGAGAUCCAUGUUUUGCACUUUGGACACAGGCAAGUGAAGUGUUGUGUCUGGCCAACUUUUUUGAUAUGAUGAUGUGUGGUCAUGAAGGACUGAAAAGUGCCAUAGCUGAUCUUCUUCUUCUCUUCUCCCAGUGUCUGUCCUAACUGUUCAUUGAGCAUUGGAAGUAGCUCUCUAUAUGUCCAGAGUAAGUAAUGUUUUUCUUGGUAUACCUUUCCACCUUUCAUAUAUUUUCCACAGUAUACUGUAUCUUUACGGCCCAGACAAGUAUACAAGACAUUCCUUUCAGAGAAUAUCAUUGCCAGAACCAUAGCUUCCUCUGUCAUUUUCUUAGCCCUUUCAUUAGUAGGUGAGUUUCACCGCAUUCUUUUCUCUUGCAGAGAACUAGCAUGGGUGUCAUCGAGCAGUUCAUUCACUACCUGGAGUUUUUUACUUGGACUUUUUGGAAGGGCAGCAUGAACUCUAUUUACACUCCGUAUCAGUGAUGACCAGUGCUUGAAGGCAUUUGAAGAAGUGUUCUGUUGGUCUCCAGUUUGAGCAGUGGCAUCAUGCAUGUUCUUUUUCUUUUUACGCAAGGCUUCGGCUGUAGAAUUUCUCUUUCUUUUAGCAUCCUUUUUUUCCUUGGAGAGCUUAGGGUUGGAACUUUGUUUUUGAUGCUGCUGUUGUUUUCUUACACGGUCUUUGUUCUUCAGUCUCUCUUUAUUCCUUUCCCUGUAUUCCUUCUGUCUAGUUGUUUUGUAAUCUCAGGAUGAUUUGGGGCCAUGAAUGACCAGAAAUUGAAAUUGAAUAAGAUGUUCUGAAUAUCUAAAUGAUUUGCAUUAUACUGUUGUUUUUAACAUUUCUUUUCACCAAAGUGCUUUCCACCGAUUACAUCUUCCAUACAUGGACUAAACAUAUCUUAUGGGCAGGUGCUCUUUUGUACUUGAAGCCUUUUGCCCUUUGGGGUCCUCAUCGCCUGGAAGUGCUGGGAAAGAUUUUGCGCGAACAAUUUACAGCGAGUUGAAUGUUGAUAUUUUUGCUGUCAAUUAUGCUCCAUGCUCGCUGAUUGGCCAGAAGUUUUAGGUCAGCAUUUACGCCAUGAGGCUUCCAAGAGAUUAUCUCCAAAGCCUGUUUACAAUAGAUUAGUUAAUAUUGUAGCUUUCCUGAGCUCUCCAAAGGAUUUUUGCAGCAGAGAGAUAUCAAUUUGGCAACAAUUUUGUUAGGCUCGCCAUCAGACAAAUUGUUGGUGCCAAGAUGGACAAUGAUCUCUGAAACAUUGUCUUUAACCACUAGAUCAUUGGCUGUAUCGAAGGCAUCAUCUAGUUCCUCCACCACUUUGGAUCUUUACUUGCUUUUAUUCUCCUUUCAUGUAGUCAUAGUCAAGCAAUCCUAUUUCUAAUUUCCUGUCAGGCUUUUCUGCAUUUCUGCUCCUUUUUUUUUCUUCCUCAUUUUGAUCUUAUUCUUUCCAGCAGACAUGUUGUUUGAAUUGAAGAUGUUUGACACCUGCUUUGCCCUUGUAGAAAGAAGAUCUCCGAAGGUUGUAAGGUGAUUCCUUAAGGUGUCAUUGUUGAUUUCCAGCAGAACAAUGCAGUCAAUCUGAGAAGGAAAAAAGACCCAUUUAAAAGAAAAGAUAUUAGAAAUCAUUAGUUAAUAAACCUCAAAUUAUUACUCAUAGCAUUAUAAUUGGAUGGAAUCACAAACCCUUCAGUUAUGGUUUUCAUUAAAAUAAGAUGUCCCUUCCCGGGUUCCGUAUAUGACAGAUGUCCAAGAAGGCACAGACUUUAUGUGCUGGGUGUAGUGGAUGAGGAAGUGUUAGGCAAAAGUUGAGCACCUUCAUGGUAGCACCCAGACUAUCCAACAUUGUUAUGUGACAUGACGGGCCAUCACAUGUGAGCGAUGAUACCAUUAUCCAAGCAUAUGCAAGUUUACUAAGGCAUUGCUGUGUCACGUUUGCACGGCAAUAAAAAUAAUGAUUUUAUAUUUUUUGUACAUCUGCCACAUAAAUAUACUACUGCGUAUACUGAAUAAUAGUAUUUUGUUACUAAUUGAUUGCGAGUGAAAGGAUUUUAUCAAUGCGCAAGUGAACCUAAUCCCAUAUCCCAUAUUUUUGUGCAGCGCUAUAGUGCAUAUGCGGGACGGGCUGACUUCCUUUGAAAUUAAGAUUUUUAAUCCUUUAGCCGAAAGAUCGGCAAGACUUCCAUAUUUUCCCUCCACUAGAUUUGGAAAAAAAUAUGGAUGUGGCCAAUAUUGAUGACAGAAACACAAAUCUGAUAAUUAAAAAGUAAGAACAAAUUUAUUUAGAGCCAUAUUUGUAUAUGUACAUAUACAAAUGUAUAUUAUGUACAUGAUAUGGCUCUAGGAAAAAAUUAAAAAAUGUGUGUAUUUCUGUGAUCAUUAUUGCCCAUAUGUAUCUUGGUGGAGGGUUAGGCUUAGGGUUAGUGUGUAGAUAAUUUAAUUGAGUUCACUUACCAUUUAAUUGUUUGAGUUAUACAAUUCUGCUGCAUCAUUAAGUAAUCUCUCAAAUAAAUCCUUUUCCCUAUGAUGAUGUCACCACAUGUACUCCAUGAGGUCAGUCCAAAAGCCAAUUUCUUCUCUGAGUUAUGUUUCACUCAACUGUCUUCACUUGUCACCAUAAACCUUCAAUGUUGUUUGUAUGUUCACUUGUUCAGGAUCAAUGAAGUGUAAUGAGUGAUUAAUAGUAAAGUGAUUAAAUCAUUGCAAUCCUAGCUGAUCAUAUGCUUUUCAGCAGUCGCUGAUGAUACUAGUAUUAGAACCAGCUUUGAUAUGCUCUCGAAAUAGCAGUUCUAGGGUUGCUCUCCCUUUUAUUGUCUUUCAACGGAACAAAAAAAAUUGUCUCGUCUCGGCAGAUGCAUCCAAACACCCACUGCCCUUCAAUGGCACGCCCCCAAUGAUACUUUCAUUUCCCAAACUUUGAUUCAUCAAUCUCUCCUGUCAGACCAGGUUCUCCAAUAGGAUGUUUGCAGUUCAAUUUGUUUGUGACAACCCACUCAUAGACUUCCAGACAGUAAUUAUAGUAGUAAAUCACUGGCUGUUUUUUUCAAAGUAGUAACUACUCGUCUCAAAGAAUUUGGCUCAGUAUUAGCAGAAGAAGUAGAACUACAGUUCACAGCAGGACUUGAAGUAGAAGGCACAGCAGAAGUUGAAGCAGAAGUGGAAGUUGAACUGGCAAGAAUGGCUGAUGAUGUCUCACUCUCUGAAUGAGUCUCUGCUGAAGAGGAAGAAUCUCCAGAAGAAAUGCUGGUUUUGUGUAUUGCUGUAGCGAAUGGAACUGUGGUUGAAACAAUAUAGAGGAAGACUUCGACAGAUGCUUGAAUUAGAUUGUUUGAAGUAGGUUCCAUGCCAGAUGGAAAUUUGAUGUCUCUUCAUCAACCACCUGCACUUCUGUUGUUUUUUUCAAACCUAGUUUCAAAUCUUUGUUACUUCUCUCGAUUAAUAUAAAAAAGAGAAGACAAUAAUUAUUACACUACUAUACAAAUACACUAUUAGUAAAAAUAUAUCAAACAAAGUUUUGAUCAGCAAGGUCACUUUGUCAACUAGACGUUUGCAGUUAGAACAUCUUACAGAUUUGGCGAUGAGACCAAGUGUCUGCCCAAUAUUAAUUGCAAAAUCCUCAUCCUUGACGCCUUGCGAUAAUGGAGUUUAUCCCUUUGACUUUACCGCGUCCUUUUUUACAUACUUUCAUUUUCUGAAGGAGUUGGUGAUUAAAAUUGACAAUUGAAAGAUCAUCUUUAUCUCACACACUUUGCAGUAUGGUAGGAUUAAAGGAGUCAAAUUGAUAGUAUGGAUUAUAUGAUAAUCAACGUUAGGAAAGUCUGAAGUUGCACAAAGCAAGCUAUGACAGAUGAAAUUUUGUUUUCCAACACCUCUCAUGUAAUAUGUAAAAUCUCUGUAGUGUGUUUGAACUUGAAGGUUGCACAAUAUCAAUCAUGUCACCGCUAAUUCUAGCUAGAGUCAAGGUAGAAGUAAUUAUCUUUCAUACCACCUAUAAUGUCUCGGUCUUUAGUCAUUAUACUAAAAUAUUACAUGGAAAACAUGUACAUGGGGGCAAUUUUGGUCACAAAAUGUGAAAAAGCCCCCUUGGCAAACAGACCAAAAAAAAGUAUUUUUACCAUGGCAUGGCUCGGGUCAUUUCAUCACUAGCAUGGUGUCAGGGAUCAUCACGUGCAGGAAGUAAUGAAAGUAAUUUUUGCAAUGUGAGGGCAUUAUGAGGAACAUUCCUUUUGCUUACAAAUCAGCUCUAUCAUCAUGACACUUAUCUGCCAUUUCUCAAUUUAAAGUAAUCUGCAGCUUCAUCUUCACCACUUUCCUCCACGCUAGUACAAACAUGAAUACCUUGUCAUACGCCUUCACUUCUGUGUAAGUGGUCAAGAAAUUUCUUGGCAAAUUUGCUUGCUACACUCUCUUCCAUGCUGAUCCACUUAGCUACAUUCUCUACUCUUCCGAUGGCUCUUAUCACUUGAUGAUACGACUCUGCUCUUAGUGUUCGAAUAAUGGAUUUGGUGGGCACUGGAAUCAAUGUCAGGGGAUUUCAGCCUUUGCGCAGCUUGGGGCGGGGAUGACCAGAAGUCUGGGUAUGAUGCAAAGAGCGCCAUUGAUGAUAAGCCAGUCAGUCCGCAAAUUUUACUAUGAGUGCGGUGUUGUGAUUGGUUAUUUAUUUCCACUGAUGAAAGUAGAAAAUCUUAGCAGUUUUUGUGUUGAACAGUUUCUUCAGAAAAUGUGCAGGUUUUGUUUCUGAUGAGUUCCACAAAUUUGGGCAAUUCUGGCUAGAUACAUGGUUUGAGUCACGAAACAAAAGGAAAAGCACCUCUGCAUGCAGUCUAUUAGGACAAAUUUGACUUAGAAGAGGUAUAGCACAUAUUUGGAAUAAUCUGGUCCAUGUUACUUAUGGAUAUGGAAAGUCGACUUAGGCAGAGUUACCUGUACUGUGUAUACAAACAUGUACAAAACACUUUGGCGGGCAUGUUGGUUCCGUUUUCAUUUCAAGUAAUGAUUGUUGCCACAACUGCAAUUUACGUUUGAAAUAGUUUCUCAAUACUUUAUUGAAAUAUGGAUCCCAUGAGGUUAGCAUUUAUAUUACCUAUUCUACAAUGCCAAGGCAGCAUAUGAUAUAUGAAAAAGGUCACGCUUUCUUUUUCUUCAUUGUUUUUUCAAUUUUGUUCUUUUAUCAUAACCUAUGUAAUUUUCUGUUAUGGCUAUAAUUGGUGUUGAUAUAUGGGAAGUUUUACACGAUGUGUUGUUUCUGGUUAUUUGUUUUGGCUCAAUUUUUAUCACUGGUUGAUUUUCAAGGAUGAAAAGUAAUCUACAUCUGGAAUGAAAAUGAAUGCAUAUAUAGAGAUGCCCGUAAAUGGUAAACAGUUAAUUGGUGACAAUGUAGCAUGUAAGAUGGUAUCACCAGUCGUUCUUAAGGUGGCUGGUAACUAACGAACGAUUUUAAGAAACACCCACCUGAACCUAUCAGUGUAUGCCAACUAAUUUAUGGCAAGCCUCUUUGAAUGUUUGAGCCUGUUUCUUGCUGUUAACAUCAAGUAAUAGAAUAACAGGAUGAAAUGGAUUGUUAUGCAUAAGUUGGCAUGUGCUGGCUAAAAUGUUCAGGAAGGACAGCCCCUUGAGCAAAGUUAGAACUCAUAAAUGCAAAUUUUGAGCUUGUUCGACUAUUUAUGAUUAUUUCAUCAUUGUUUAUCUUGAUCACUUGAAUGGUAUUACAAUAAAGAUAUCAAAACAAGUUA
Lytechinus variegatus (green sea urchin) is the source of this 9702-nucleotide messenger RNA. It is a transcript of the gene ubr7, whose product is annotated as putative E3 ubiquitin-protein ligase UBR7. The record is from RefSeq and is a predicted model, not a curated record. Gene Ontology annotation, cellular component: cytoplasm. Lineage: Eukaryota; Metazoa; Echinodermata; Echinoidea; Temnopleuroida; Toxopneustidae. The coding region runs from base 71 to 1717 and encodes 548 amino acids. The transcript has 10 exons. Gene Ontology annotation, molecular function: zinc ion binding; ubiquitin protein ligase activity.